AUGUCGGCAGCAAAUAAAUCUCUCGGUCACGUCGUAGUGACUGGCGGCUGCGGCUUCCUGGGUCACCACAUCGUCAAGCUGCUAGUGGAGCGGUACCCGGCGUCGCGCGUGUCGGUGCUGGACCUGCGCACAACCAACAACCGCCUCUCGUCCUCGAGCGUCUCCUAUCAUGACGGCGACAUCACCGAUGCGGCGGCGAUGAGCGAGCUGUUCAAGACGAAGCUGGCGGGCGCGGACGUCGUGAUCCACACGGCUAGCCCGCAUGCGGUGGGCGUGCCAGACGAGGUGAUGCGCAAGGUGAACGUGGACGGAACGAGGAACCUGCUGGAUGCGGCACGUGAGGCGGGCGUCAAGGCGUUCGUGUACACAAGCAGCGCCAGCGUGAUCUUCGAUGGGGUGAUUGAGCUGGUGAAUGCGGAUGAGAGAUACCCUAUCGUGGCAGGGAAGGGGCAGCCGAGCUAUUAUACGACAACCAAGGAGCAAUUGGUCGUGGAAUCGAAGGCUGACAUGAGAGCAUCAAACUCACGACAGGCCUGGGCCGAAACCGCCGCUCUCGAAGCCAACCGCACGCCCAAGGACAGCAAAAAGCCCCUGCUCACCUGCGCCAUCCGCCCGGCCGGCAUCUUCGGCGAAGGCGACGUGCAGCUCAUCCCGCCCAUGCUGGGCGCCUACUUCCGCGGCCAGUCGCGCUUCCAGCUCGGCGACAACACGAACCUGUUCGACUUCACCUACGUCGGCAACGUCGCGCACGCGCACCUGCUCGCCGCGGCGGCGCUGCUCGCCACGUACAACCUCGCGCCCACGGUGCCCAUCGACACGGAGCGCGUCGACGGCGAGGCCUUCUUCAUCACGAACGACCAGCCCGUGCCGUUCUGGGAUUUCGCGCGCAGCGUCUGGAGGGAGGCCGGCCCGCCGGUGCCCAUCGAGAAGACGUGGGUGCUGCCCAAGGACAUCAUGAUGCCCGUGGGCAGCGUGCUCGAGUGGAUCUGCUGGGCCAUCGGCCGCAAGCCGAACAUUACGCGCGAUCAGGUGAGGUACAGCACCGUGAGGAGGUACUACUCGAUCGACAAGGCGAAGAGGAGGCUCGGGUACAGGCCGAUCGUCGGGCUGGAGGAGGGCGUGAAGAGGGGCGUCAAGGAGGUGUUGAGCAGGGAGGGCCCCGAGUGGGCGUGGGUGAGGGGUGGUGGGAAGCCGCCGGCGAAGGCGUAA
Messenger RNA from Lasiodiplodia theobromae, 1209 nucleotides. RefSeq names its product 3-beta hydroxysteroid dehydrogenase. The coding region runs from base 1 to 1209 and encodes 402 amino acids. Lineage: Eukaryota; Fungi; Ascomycota; Dothideomycetes; Botryosphaeriales; Botryosphaeriaceae. Gene Ontology annotation, biological process: steroid biosynthetic process. Gene Ontology annotation, molecular function: 3-beta-hydroxy-Delta5-steroid dehydrogenase (NAD+) activity. The transcript is spliced from 2 exons. The record is from RefSeq and is a predicted model, not a curated record.